ACUGGCAGAACUAGAUUCCUCGCAGUGACACUAACACACAGCACUGCUCAGUCAUACUCUCUACAGUGUUCCCUGGGAAUUCUCUUCUUCUAAUGACUCCUAAUGGACUACAAAGGCUGAGAGUGUUCCUGGGCUCAGUGUAUAAAGGGCUCCACCAUAACCGAGGACAUAAUCACUGACACCCACAAGGGAAACCAGAGUCCUCCGGAGGAUAUCCACACAAACAGAGGAAGAACAUACAAAUUCCAUGCAUAAGAAGUCUGGAGCCCCGAGCUUCAAGGCUUUGGAGGCUAUCUAGACAUACAAUUGCUUCGCCACAUCAAAUUCAAAAUGAAGGAUCGCCUUCAGGAGCUAAUGCAAAGGGCAAAAGACCUUAAGGCGUCCCAGGAAACCGAGAAUUCCAGAGAAGAACCUACAGACCUACAUCAGCAAGCUGUCAUCUUUGAACGGGAGCCUGUCAUCGAGGGCUACUUACAUGACAUUAAAAAACUCCAAAAUGACAUUAAUGAGCUUUCCCAGAAUGUGGUCAAAUUUGAGAAGCAGCAGCAGGUCCUGGUCUCCUCCAUGAGAAGAUUCAGUGUUCUGAAGAAAGAGAGCAAUAUUACAAAGGACAUCAAAGUCCAAGCGGAACACAUUAAGAAGCGCCUGGACACUUUAUUACUACAGGUGAAAAAAGCAGAAGCGGACUUUGGCCAGUCCUCCAGUGCUGCCAGGAUUCUGAAGACCCACCAUGCUGCACUGUUUAGAAGUUUUCAAACAGCAAUGUUUCACUACAACGACACAAUUGCUAAAAAGCAAGGAAAAUGUAAAACUUUUAUCAUAAGACAACUGGAGGUAGCAGGGAGGGAAGUGAGCGAGGAGGAAGUAAACAAAAUGGUGGAGCAAGGCAAAUGGGACGUCUUCAACGAGAACCUUCUCACCGAAGCAAACAUCACGAAAGGACAAUUAAAUGAAAUUGAGCAAAGACACAAAGAGCUGGUUAGCCUAGAACAUCAAAUGAAGGACCUAAGGGAUCUCUUUCUCCAAAUUUAUAUCUUAGUGGAGGAACAAGGGGAACUCUUGAACAAUAUUGAAAUAGCCACAAAAAAUACAGAAGACUAUGUCCAAAAGACCACCGAGAAGUUCAAAUUGGCUGUUAAAUACAAAAAGAAAAACCCGUGUAGGAUGUGUUGCUGCUGUUGUCCUUGCUGUUAAUGUUUCACUGAUGUUUGACUUACCAUGUUUACAUUAUUUAAUUUUGUAUUAAACCAAGAUAUCUAUAAUCUUAACAGAGAAA
Messenger RNA from Rana temporaria (common frog), 1276 nucleotides. It is a transcript of the gene STX19, whose product is annotated as syntaxin 19. The transcript is spliced from 3 exons. Bases 331 to 1194 code for a protein of 287 amino acids. The record is from RefSeq and is a predicted model, not a curated record. NCBI's taxonomy places the organism in Eukaryota, Metazoa, Chordata, Amphibia, Anura, Ranidae. Gene Ontology annotation, molecular function: SNAP receptor activity; SNARE binding. Gene Ontology annotation, biological process: exocytosis; synaptic vesicle fusion to presynaptic active zone membrane; intracellular protein transport. Gene Ontology annotation, cellular component: endomembrane system; synaptic vesicle; presynaptic active zone membrane.